Trypanosoma cruzi is the source of this 597-nucleotide messenger RNA. RefSeq names its product mucin TcMUCII, putative. The transcript has a single exon. NCBI's taxonomy places the organism in Eukaryota, Euglenozoa, Kinetoplastea, Trypanosomatida, Trypanosomatidae. Bases 1 to 597 code for a protein of 198 amino acids. The record is from RefSeq and is a predicted model, not a curated record.
AUGAUGACGUGCCGUCUGCUGUGCUCCCUGUUGUUGCUUGUCCUGUGCUGCUGCCCGUCCGUGUGCGUGACAACAAGUGAAGAAACAGCUGGUAAAUCUGGAAGUGAUCCCGUUUCACCAAAUUCUAAUCCAGAAGGACAAAAUCAUUUGACGGAAUCGCUAAGUACAACUCCUUCUCCACCAGAGAAUAAAGAAGAAGGAAGAGAGACGGAAGAUUCACAAAAAAUGGAGGCUCUUGCGUCACAUACAACGAGUACAGUAACCGAAACACCACAGUCACAAAAUACUUCCAAUAAUACACAGGAUCAAGAUGGUGGGAAACCCACUACUGAAGUUGCAGAUAUUGAUAAGGCCAAUAUGUCAAAUGAACAAAAUAAGAAAAAAUAUGCACCAACUGCGACCACAACGACGACCACGAAGACCACCACCAAGGCACCAGAGGCACCAAGUACUGCGACUACAAAGGCGCCAACUACGACGACCACCCGCGCACCGUCAAUUCUUCGCGAAAUCGACGGCAGCCUCAGCAGCUCUGCGUGGGUGUGUGCCCCGCUGCUGCUUGUCGUAUCCGCGCUGGCGUACACCACUUUGGGCUGA